Messenger RNA from Melampsora larici-populina 98AG31, 468 nucleotides. RefSeq lists its product as uncharacterized. The transcript has 4 exons. Bases 1 to 468 code for a protein of 155 amino acids. Lineage: Eukaryota; Fungi; Basidiomycota; Pucciniomycetes; Pucciniales; Melampsoraceae. The record is from RefSeq and is a predicted model, not a curated record.
AUGACACCUGAACUCAAAUCAGAGUCUUCAGGAUUUCUUAUUCAACAAGAAGAUUAUAAUCACCAAUCAGAAUCUCAUCAAGACUCUAAUAAAGCUACGAACCAAGAACCCAAGAAUUCUUCCAAAGAUCAUGAAAUCAAAAGCCUAGGCUGUAAUAGUAAUGAAGAAGAACUUUACCUUCCAUUCUCAACAUUCUUGGCUCGUAGAAUAAUCAAACCAGAAAGCUCAGCUCCAAAGAAACCUAUUUUACAAAAACUAAUCAGAUCGAUAUCACAUUUGAUUAUCAAGAAAUUAGCUAGAUUAGAAGAUAUCUUUAUACGAUCUAAACUUUAUCGACUAUUUCAAAAACUUAUACCAUCCUUCUUUUCAAACUCAUCUCUUUAUCCUUUCUUAAUCAGUUUAAUUAUUUCAGGAUUUCAAAUUCUGAAAUCACACGUUGGUUAUCUUUUUGGAUUAUCUAUAGUUUAA